AUGGCGAAAGGGGCGGCAGUUACAUACCUUCUUGGAGUGCUGCUCCUGGCGCAGUGGAAGCCCUCGCUGGAAGGAGGACUAGGUGGAGUUGGACCAGGGGGUAUUGGUCCAGGUGGUGCUGGUGGUGUGGGAGGUUUUAUUCCAGGAUCCUAUGGUCCAGGUGUUGGAGCUGGUGGAGUGGGGCCUGGUGGAGUAGGGCCUGGUGGAGUAGGCCCUGGUGGAGUAGGGCCUGGUGGAGUGGGGCCUGGUGGAGUGAGGCCUGGUGGAGUGGGGCCUGGUGGAGUGGGGCCUGGUGGAGUAGGGCCUGGUGGAGUAGGCCCUGGUGGAGUGGGGCCUGGUGGAGUAGGCCCUGGUGGAGUAGGCCCUGGUGGAGUGGGGCCUGGUGGAGUAGGGCCUGGUGGUGAAGGAGUCAGACCUGGAACCUAUGGACCUGGUGGAGUUGGCACAGGACAAUACCCUGGUGGAGUCAAACCUUUUAAAACAGGACCAGGCGUUGGACCAGGCGGGACAGGCUUUGGACCUGGAGGUUCAGGAGCUGGACUUGGAGGGGGAGGGGUGGGGCAGGAAUUGGACCUGGUGGGGCAGGAGUUGGACCGGGUGGAACUGGUUUUGGACCAGGUGGGGCAGGAGUUGGACCGGGUGGAACAGGUUUUGGACCAGGUGGUACAGGAUUUGGACCGGGUGGAACUGGUUUUGGCCCAGGUGGGGCAGGAGUUGGACCAGGUGGAACUGGUUUUGGACCAGCUGGGGCAGGAGUUAGACCAGGUGGAACUGGUUUUGGACCAGGUGGGGCAGGAGUUGGACCAGGUGGAACUGGGUUUGGACCAGGCGGGGCAGGAGUUGGACCAGGUGGAACUGGUUUUGGACCAGGCGGGGCAGGAGUUGGACCAGGUGGAACCGGGUUUGGACCAGGUGGGGCAGGAGUUGGACCAGGUGGAAUCGGUUUUGGCCCAGGUGGGGCAGGAGUUGGACCAGGGGGUACAGGAGUUGGACCUGGAGGAGGUACCUAUACCACAAACUGGAACCACAGGAGUGGGGCCUGGGGGGAAAACUGGACCUAAGACCUCAAAACAAGUCCCAGGGGUGGGAGUGCCAGGACUCUACCAAGGAGGUUAUGUUCCAGGUCAAGGUUUCGGAGGUCGUGGUGUUUUACCUGGAGUAGUCACUGGAGCUGGAGUUGGUACUCAGAGCGGGUCUGGAGUACUUGGCCAAGGGGGAGCAGGGCCAGGCACUGGAAAUGGUCGGGGUCAGCCGCUACCUGGAGUGUUUCGUGGGUACCCUCUGAUUUCACCUAAAACAGGUGCAGGAAAAUCGAAAAAGGCAAGUAAAGCAGCAACAAAAUAUGGUGGAGCUGGAGGACCAGGUGGAUCAGGAACCCUUGGUCAGGGCAGUGCACUGGGUGGGGCAGGAUUUGGAAUUGGGCCCGGGGGUGGCGGAGUAGCACCUGGAACAGGAAUAAGAGGAGCUGGAACUGGCUUUGGGCCUGGGGGAGGAGUUGGCCCCGGUGGAGCUGGUUCCAGUAUUGGUCCUGGUGGUGGAGUUGGGCCUGGUGGCACUGGUACCGGCUUUGGACCUGGUCAAGGAGUUGGUCCUGGUGGCGCUGGUACCGGCUUUGGACCUGGUGGAGGAGUUGGCCCAGGUGGCGCUGGUACCGGCUUUGGACCUGGUGGAGGAGUCGGCCCUGGUGGUGCUGGUACCGGCUUUGGACCUGGUGGAGGAGUCGGCUCAGGUGGUGCUGGUACCGGCUUUAGACCUGGUGGAGGAGUCGGCCCUGGUGGUGCUGGUACCGGCUAUGGACCUGGUGGAGGAGUCGGGCCUGGUGGUGCUGGUACCAGCUUUGGACCUGGAGGAGCUGGUACCGGCUUUGGACCUGGUGGAGGAGUUGGGCCUGGUGGUGCUGGUACUGGCUUUGGACCUGGUGGAGCUGCUACCGGCUUUGGACCUGGUGGAGGAGUUGGGCCUGGUGGUGCUGGUACUGGCUUUGGACCUGGUGGAGCUGGUACCGGCUUUGGACCUGGUGGAGCUGGCACCGGUUUUGGACCUGGUGGAGCUGGCACCGGUUUUGGACCUGGUGGAGCUGCUAUCGGUUUUGGACCUGGUGGAGCCGGUACUGGUUUUGGACCUGGUGGAGCCAGUACCGGUUUUGGACCUGGUGGAGCCGGUACCGGUUUCGGGCCUGGUGGAGCUGGUACUGGCUUUGGACCUGGUGGAGCUGGUACUGGCUUUGGACCUGGUGGGACUGGUACUGGCUUUGGACCUGGUGGAGGAGUUGGUGCUGGUGGUGCCGGUUAUGGGCCUGGAGGUUAUGCUGGAGCCAAAACGCGUAAAUAUGGACUGCCAGGUGGAGCUGGGGGUGCUCUGGGUACAGGAUCUGUUGGGCUUGGAGUUGGAGGAGGUAUCCCAGGGCGAAGUGUUGGGAUAACAACAGGUGGAGGGGCUGGACUGGGGACUGCUGGAGUGCCUGGUUCUGGUGGAGUGGGUACUGGUGGAUUUGGACCUGGUGGUACUGGAGGAUUUGGCCCUGGUGGAUUUGGCCCUGGUGGAGUUGGUCCUGGUGGAUUUGGCCCUGGUGGAUUUGGCCCUGGUGGGGUUGGUCCUGGUGGACUUGGCCCUGGUGGACUUGGCCCUGGUGGAGGUGUGGGGACAGGAUUUGGACCAGCUGGAUUUGGGCCAGGAUAUGGGACUGGACAGAAGCCAUACAAAUAUACUCCACAUGCGGGGGGUGGUGGAGUCCUAGGAGAAGGAACAGGACGGACUGGCCAGCCUGGUGGCACUGUGCCUAGUGGGGGGAGAGGCAUUGCAGGAGCUACUAAUGCAAAUGGGACAGGAGUGUCAGGGAAUGGCACCAGACCAAUCAGUGGAGUAGCAACUACAGUAAUAGGUGAAUCGCAGGAUGGACUUGGAGCAACAGGGGUCACAACUUCCCCAACAUCAGAAGGGCGUGCGGGUACGAGAGGAAGAGAUGGAAAAGACAGUGACGGAGGUGUGACUGGAGGACCUGUAGGAGGCGAGAAAGAUGGUCUAAUUGCAACAGGAAUUCCGAUACUCGCUGCAAAACCAGACCUCAAUGGGACAUCACUACCAGGGGCUACCGGUGCAACGGCUGUUCAAGGUGGAAUUGUGCAAUCAGGUUCAAGUAAUGAUACAACUAGUGUACUACCUGGAGCUAAGCCCAUUAAACCUCCAGGGAUUCCCAGAGGAGACACUCCAGGUGAAGGAGAUGGUGAAGGUGGACCUGAUGGAGAGAGAGAAUCUGCCCGUGGUCUAGGAGUGACACCUAAACCGGGUCCUGGGGAUGUAGCAGGAGGUCCUGGGGGUGUAGGUGGGGGUCCUGUGGGUGUAGGUGGAGGUCCUGGGGUUGUAGGAGGAGGUCCUGGGGGUGUAGGAGGGGGUCCUGGGGGUGUAGGUGGAGGUCCUGGGGUUGUAGGAGGAGGUCCUGGGGGUGUAGGAGGGGGUCCUGGGGGUGUAGGUGGAGGUCUUGGGGUUGUAGGACGAGGUCCUGGGGGUGUAGGAGGGGGUCCUGGGGGUGUAGUUGGGGGUUCUGGUGGUGUGGGAGGGGGUCCUGGGGGUGCAGGUCCUGGUGGAGCAAGUGUCAUCAAACCUGGAAAAAUGCUGGAACAGGGCCAGGAGGCUACGGACCUGGUGGUGCCAGGACAGGGCCAGGAGGUUACGGACCUGGAGGUGCUGGGAUUGGUCCUGGAGGCUACGGACCUGGAGGUGCUGGGACUGGUCUCGGUUACGGACCUGGUGGUGCCGGGACAGGGCCUGGUGGUGCUGGGACAGGCCUGGGCCAAACCAGGCCUGGCAGCUACGGACCUGGUGGUGCUGGGACUGGGCCUGGAGGUGCUGGGACAGGACCUGGAGGCUAUGGCCCUGGUGGUGCUGGGACUGGGCCUGGAGGUGCUGGGACAGGACCUGGAGGCUAUGGCCCUGGUGGUGCCGGGACAGGACCUGGAGGAUUUGGACCUGGUGGUGCCGGGACAGGACCUGGAGGCUAUGGCCCUGGUGGACCUGGAGGACUUGGACCUGGUGGUGCCGGGACUAGACCUGGAGGAUUUAGACCUGGUGGUGCCGGGACAGGUCCUGGAGGAUUUGGACCUGGAGGAUUUGGACCUGGUGGUGCCGGGACAGGGCCUGGAGGCUAUGGCCCAGGUGGUGCUGGGACUGGUCCUGGAGGAUUUGGACCUGGUGGUGCGGGGACUGGACCUGGCUAUGGGACGUCUCUGGGCGGAGCUGACUAUGGCCCAGGACCAGGAGGCUAUGGACCUGGUGGUGCUGGGACUGGUCCUGGAGGUGCUGGGACAGUGCCUGGAGGAUUUGGACCUGCUGGUGCUGGGACAGGACCUGGAGGAUUUGGACCUGCUGGUGCUGGGACAGGACCUGGAGGAUUUGGACCUGCUGGUGCUGGGACAGGACCUGGAGGAUAUGGACCUGGUGGUGCUGGAACAGGACCUGGAGGCUACGGACCUGGUAGUGCUGGGACUGGACCUGGGGGAUUUGGACCUGGUGGUGUUGGCACCGGACCUGGCUAUGGGUCAUCUCUGGGUGGUGCUGGCUAUGGCCCAGGGAGUGGGACAGGCACUGGAACAAGACCUGGUGGUACUGGGACAGGACCUGGAGGAUUUGGACCUGGUGGUACUGGGACAGGACCUGGAGGAUUUGGACCUGGUGGUGCCGGGACAGGGCCUGGAGGAAUUGGACCUGGUGGUGCUGGGACAGGGCCUGGGGGAUUUGGACCUGGAGGUGCCGGGACAGGUCCCGGGGGAUUUGGACCUGGAGGUGCCGGGACUGGUCCUGGAGGAUUUGGACCUAGUGGUGCCGGAACUGGUCCUGGGGGAUUUGGACCUGGUGGUGCCGGGACUGGUCCUGGGGGAUUUGGACCUGGUGGUGCUGGGACUGGACCAGGAGGAUAUGGUGCAGGUGUUGGGCCAGGAGGACCAGGAGGAUUUGGACCUGCUGGUGCUGGAACUGGACCAGGAGGAUUUGCACCUGGAGGUGCUGGGACUGGACCUGGAGGAUUCGGGCCUGGUGGUGCUGGGACAGGACCUGGAGGGUUCGGACCUGGUGGUGCUGGGACUGGACCUGGAGGCUUUGGACCUGGUGGUGCUGGGACUGGACCUGGAGGCUUUGGACCUGGUUAUGGAGGAGCUGGAUUUGACACUGGUAAGAGUUAUCUAUCCAGUAAAUGCACACCCACACCCGUUUCUAAAAAUGUAUUUAUUCCAAUGUGUAGGGCCUGGUGGAGUAGGGACUCGUGGAAUAGGGCCUGGUGGAAUAGGGCCUGGUGGAGUGGGACCUGGUGGGGUGGGGCCUGGUGGUGUGGGGCCUGGUGGAGUGAGGCCUGGUGGAGUAGGUCCUGGUGGACUAGGCCCUGGUGGAAUAGGGCCUGGUGGAGUGGGACCUGGUGGGCUGGGGCCUGGUGGAGUGGGACCUGGAGGAGUGGGCCCUGGUGGAGUGAGGCCUGGUGGAGUGGGACCUGGUGGGGUGGGGUCAAGUGGAGUAGGGCCUGGUGGAGUAGGGCCUGGUGGAGGUGGCUUUGGUCCAGGAGGAGUUGGUCUAGGACUUGGAGGUCCAGGAGGCUACGGGCCUGGUGGAACUGGCUAUCGACCAGGUGGAACUGCAACAGGGACAGGAACCACUCUAGGAGGCCCUGGUGGUGCUGCUGGACCUGGUUAUGGAAGUGUAGCUGGAGGACUCUACCCUGGAGCAGGCCAGAAAUCCAAGGCCCAGAAAGCAGCUAAAUAUGCAGCACUGCAGGCAUUACUGGGAACUGGUGGCUACAGAGGACGAAGGAGGAAGUGAAAGAGCAGUAUACAGGAAGUGACCUCAUUUAAUAAUGUUGGUGCUAUAUGGCAUGAUUGUAUGUGUUUACCUGACUUCAACA
Messenger RNA from Periophthalmus magnuspinnatus, 5884 nucleotides. RefSeq lists its product as uncharacterized. Gene Ontology annotation, molecular function: extracellular matrix structural constituent. The transcript is spliced from 47 exons. Bases 1 to 5802 code for a protein of 1933 amino acids. The record is from RefSeq and is a predicted model, not a curated record. Lineage: Eukaryota; Metazoa; Chordata; Actinopteri; Gobiiformes; Gobiidae.